Rhagoletis pomonella (apple maggot) is the source of this 864-nucleotide messenger RNA. RefSeq names its product 23 kDa integral membrane protein-like. Gene Ontology annotation, cellular component: membrane. NCBI's taxonomy places the organism in Eukaryota, Metazoa, Arthropoda, Insecta, Diptera, Tephritidae. The record is from RefSeq and is a predicted model, not a curated record.
GUAUGUGGCAUACUCAUUAUCGUUUUGGGUGCCUUUAUGAUCAACAAUAUUGGCGAUUUUUCAUCAAUUGAAGAUGCUAUAGAUGUGGACACAUUGCCCAUCAUCAUUAUUAUCCUGGGUUGCAUAAUAUUUGUGAUAUCCUUCUUCGGCUGCUGUGGAGCGAUACGUGAAAAUUCGUGUUGCAUGACAACGUAUGCCUUAUUUAUGUUCAUUUUAUUCUGCCUGCAAGUUGCUUUGGUUGUAUGGGUAUUUGUUCAACGAUCGGAAUUCUUGAAGACUAUGGGGGAUUUGGUCAACACCACUUGGGAUAAAAAUGAUAAUUCUGCCAAUGGUAUUCAUCCAAUGGAUGCCUUGCAAAUCAGCUUCAAGUGCUGUGGCAAAACAAGCUCGGCCGAUUAUACGUCAGCCGGUAAGGAUGUUCCCGUAUCGUGUUGUGGCUCUCUCGACGCCACCACGUGUCCUGCAAGUGUUUACCUAACAAAGCCGGGCUGUGCUGAUGCAUUCGUCGAUUUCUGGGCCACAAACACGAAUAUCAUUCGUUAUGCAGGUAUUGCGGUAGCCGCUAUUGAAUUGGCGGUAUUCACGAUUGCCUGUUGUCUGGCGAGUAGUAUGCGCAAUUCGCGAAGGCAUUGAAGGACUGAAUUAAUGCACGAGCAUUGCGGUUCGGAAAUACAUACAUAUAAUUCAAAAAUAUGCUGUAAUCUCGUUUGUUUAAUACAAAUAAUAAAUUGCGCAUUGUGGUUUAAUUUAUGUAGAAAGCAUUUUAUAAGUUAAGUAAAUAGAUAAUAUUUAUUGUUAAACAGUUGUGUUAUUAUUAUUGUUUCUAAUAUUAAACCGUGAAUUAAAAAUACUUCUUUUCUAUAA